UUCCUUUUUCUCCCCUGCCCUUUCUUUCUUGUUUCUUGUUUCUUUUCGUCCCAGCCGAGAGAAAGAGAGGCCGAGAGAGAUGGAGAGACCGGAGAUCCAGACCGAGUGACAGAGAGACCGAGAGAGAGGGAGAUCGGAGAGAGAGAGACCGAGAGAGAGAUGGAGAGUACAUGGUUGAGACGACGUCGCCGGAGGCCGGUGGGUCACGGCCAGACGCCGGUGAAGAAAGGGAGUUUGAAAAUCCGGCGUUUUCUCGGUCAAUAAUUUAUGCGGCGUGUUUAGAAGGGUCGGACCCAAUUCGGCUGUUUGAGAAGCGACUGAAUGUGCGCCGAGAACCCGGGUAUGAAUUUGAUAAAGCUUCGUUAUCAUACAACCACAUGAGCUCUGGAGAGCCACCUGUCACGGUGGACACAAUUGAAGAAGCAGACCAGCUUCUGCGUGACAAUGAAAAGGAAUCUGCAAUCGGUAAUCCUGUAAAAGUUUUUCUUUUUUUGUUACUUAAUUUUACAUGGCCUUCGGCCCUUCGCUAAUGCUUAAAUUUUGGCUAGAAUGAAGAUUGGGUUUGAGUGCUAAUUCAGUGAAUUAAUAAUAUUUUUUAUGUCUUUCUGUCAUGCUAUCCAGCUUAAAAACUUCAAGAACCAUGUAGUCUCUUUCAUAGCAUAAACUUUAGAGGACCUUUUCACACUGCUGGUGGAUUUUAGAACUGUCUAGGACUCUGUAUCUGUUUGACUAAAUUAAUUGAUGGUUGUGCCGGAAUCAGUGUUGACUCAAUCAAUAAGUUGUAUCAACUCCAAGGCAGAUCAAAUAGAAUG
Molecule: messenger RNA, 812 nt
Organism: Alnus glutinosa
Lineage: Eukaryota; Viridiplantae; Streptophyta; Magnoliopsida; Fagales; Betulaceae
Exons: 3
Coding region: 171-530 (119 amino acids)
Biological process (GO): DNA-templated transcription termination
Cellular component (GO): chloroplast
Source: RefSeq, a predicted model, not a curated record